Molecule: messenger RNA, 894 nt
Organism: Scheffersomyces stipitis CBS 6054
Lineage: Eukaryota; Fungi; Ascomycota; Pichiomycetes; Serinales; Debaryomycetaceae
Product: SDR family oxidoreductase
Exons: 1
Coding region: 1-894 (297 amino acids)
Biological process (GO): triglyceride catabolic process; phosphatidic acid biosynthetic process
Cellular component (GO): endoplasmic reticulum; lipid droplet
Molecular function (GO): triacylglycerol lipase activity; acylglycerone-phosphate reductase (NADP+) activity
Source: RefSeq, a predicted model, not a curated record
AUGUCAGCCGUAACACCACAGAGACAAAAGAUUGCACUCGUCACCGGGGCCUCGUCAGGAAUCGGAUAUGUAACCUGCCUUGAGUUUGCCAAAAGAGGAUAUAAGGUAUUCGCUGGUGCCAGAAGAUUGGAGCCCAUGGAGCCAUUACGUGAACACGGCGUUAUUCCCUUCAGCUUGGAUGUGUCGUCGUUGGAAAGUGUCAAGAAAGUCAAGCAGUUUAUCAUUGAACAAACCGGAGAUCACUACCUCGACAUACUUUUCAACAAUGCUGGCCAAUUGUGUACUCUUCCGGCAAUAGAUGUGACCGAUGAAUGGUUCACGCAGUGUUUUGAAGUCAACGUGUUUGGUCCCAUGAGAUUGACUCGUGAAUUGAGCCCUUUGCUCAUCAAUGCAAAGGGUGCAAUUGGGUUCACUGGUUCUUUCACUGGUGUCGUUCCAAUUCCAUUUGCCUCGACCUAUUGCGCCAGCAAGGCUGCUAUCCAUCAAUAUGCUGCUACUUUAAGAAUUGAAAUGAAGCCAUUCGGAGUCAAGGUUCUCAACUUCGUUACCGGUGGUGUUGACACGGGCAUACUGGACGAGAGAAGCUUUCCGGCUACAUCUUUAUUCAACACUCCAGACAUGGAUGCUGCCAUGAAAGAAAGAAAAGAAAUGGCCAGAAAAAACCAGACAAUGGAUCCAAAAGAGUACGCGAGACAGGUUGUCAACGACUUCGAGGCGGCCGUGGUUGGAGGCAAGUUGCACCUUUACAGAGGAUCAAUGGCUACAUUCUUCGGUUUCUACUGUAUGGCACUUAUCCCCAGAGUUUUUGUGGAAAGUCUUUUGAUAAGAAGGUUCAAGUUGGCCAAUGUCUACUCAUACUUGGAGGCUAAGUACUCUAAAACCAAACUCGAAUAG